Messenger RNA from Terrapene triunguis (Three-toed box turtle), 1949 nucleotides. It is a transcript of the gene MOXD1, whose product is annotated as monooxygenase DBH like 1. The record is from RefSeq and is a predicted model, not a curated record. The coding region runs from base 1 to 1662 and encodes 553 amino acids. Gene Ontology annotation, cellular component: secretory granule membrane. Gene Ontology annotation, molecular function: dopamine beta-monooxygenase activity; copper ion binding. The transcript is spliced from 11 exons. Lineage: Eukaryota; Metazoa; Chordata; Testudines; Emydidae. Gene Ontology annotation, biological process: dopamine catabolic process; octopamine biosynthetic process; norepinephrine biosynthetic process.
AUGCGCCGCUGGCCGCUGCUCCUGUGGGGGCUGCUGCUCCCCGCCGCCACCGCGGCCGCCGGGCGCUACCCGCACAGCGCCGUGCUGGACGGGGCGGCCGGAUACCGGCUCCUGUGGGGCCACCAGGGCAGCAGCAUCUCCUUCCGCCUGGAGGUGCGCACCCAGGGCUACGUGGGCUUCGGGCUCUCCCCCACCGGGGCCAUGGCGUCCGCGGACAUCGUGGUGGGAGGCGUGGCCAGGGGCAAGCCCUAUCUGCAGGAUUAUUUUACAGAUGCAAACAGAGCAUUAAAGAGAGAUUCUCAACAGGAUUACCAUCUUGAGUAUGCCAUGGAAAAUAGUACACAUACAAUAUUGGCUUUUAGCAGAGAGCUACACACUUGUGACACAAAUGAUAAGAGUAUAACGGAGAGCACAGUAAGGGUGAUAUGGGCCUAUCACCACAAAGACAUGGGAGAAGCAGGUCAAAAUUACCAUGGAUCAAAUCGCGGCUCAAAGAGUCUACGUUUACUGAACCCUGAGAAAAAGAAUGUUAUAUCUGCCUCUUUGGCAUACUUUGACUUGACAAACCAAGACGUACCUAUACCAGACAAAGACACAACAUAUUGGUGCCAAAUGUUUAAGAUACCUAUACAUCAUGAAAAGCAUCAUGUGAUAAAGGCCUUUACAUAUCCUCCUCAUGUUGGUUUAUCCAUUGGCACAUCAACAGACCCUCAGUAUGUGCUUAUGGAAGUCCAUUAUGACAAUCCAUCAUAUCUAGAAGGUUUGAUAGAUAACUCUGGACUGAGGCUAUUUUAUACUACAGAUUUACGGAAAUAUGAUGCUGGGGUUAUUGAAGCUGGUGUCUGGGUUAGCCUCUUUCACAAUAUCCCACCAGGCAUGCCUGAAUUCAUGUCAGAAGGUCACUGCACUCUGGAAUGUCUGGAAGAAGCCUUGGAUGCUGAGAGGCCAAGUGGGAUUCAUGUGUUUGCUGUUCUUCUCCAUGCCCAUCUUGCUGGCAGAGCCAUCAGGAUGCGUCACUUCCGCAAGGGUGAAGAACAGAAGCUGCUUGCUUAUGACGAUGAGUUUGACUUCAAUUUUCAGGAAUUUCAGUAUCUAAAGGAAGAAAGAACUAUCUUGCCUGGGGAUAAUUUAAUCACGGAAUGUCGCUACAGCACUGUAGAUCGAAUACGUAUGACAUGGGGGGGUCUGAGCACCAGAAAUGAAAUGUGCCUGUCUUACCUACUGUACUACCCGAGAAUCAAUCUUACCCGAUGUGCAAGUAUUCCAGACAUAAUGGAGCAACUCCAGUUUAUUGGAGUGAAGGAAAUAUAUAGACCAGUCAGGACAUGGCCUUUCAUUAUCAAGAGUCCAAAGCAAUAUAAAAAUCUCUCUUUCAUGGAUGCGAUGAACAAAUUUAAAUGGUCCAGAUCAGCAGGUCUCUCCUACAAUGAGCUUGUUCUUAGACUGCCAGUGAAUGUGAGAUGCUCAAAGACUGACAAUGCAGAAUGGUCGAUCCAAGGCAUGACAGCUAUACCUCCUGAAAUUGAGAGACCAUACAGGACAGAGCCAGUAAUAUGUAUCUCAUCCUCAUCUUCCUAUUUACAUUGCAGUCUAUUCCUUAAUCUGUUAUUCAUUGCAUGUGUCACAGUCAGUACCCUCGGGAACAGUUGGCCCUUUGUAUAAUAAUUUAAUUGUUUUCAUGUAUGUUCUGUAUGCCUUGCAACUCCAGAUAUGUUUGCACUGUUGCUAUUGUAGAUUUAUUUUUUUACAUAUUAAUAAAGUAAAUUUACUAGUUCAAAAUAAAAUGUUUAAGUCUUCUGAAAACUCUGUUUAUUUUGUUUUUUUAAUGUACAGUAUGUGUAAAGAACAGUAGGUACAUUGCUACGUUACAUUAUCAAAAUUGUUUCCCCUACAGUUUUGUUACAGCUUAUCCUGGCUUUUCACACAGUGUUUCUAGAAACAGAUCUGUA